AAUUGUCUGCUUAACUUUUUAAAAAACAAAGAUGGCCGCCAUGAGUGGGUCUAGCAAGAACGAUGCUUUGUAUAUUUCACUUCUGGGCUUAGCAGAGAAUUUUAGAGUGUCUAAUCCACCUAAUAUAAGACUCUGCAUCCACUGCCUGCAGUCAAUCUUCAACAUUAAUCCGCCACCACUCAUCGUUUCCCGAACACACCUGCAAUUAGGAAAUAUUCUUUUGGCGCACACUAAAAACAAAGAAUUGGCCACCAGACAUUUGGAGCAAGCAUGGACAAUAUCAAUUGGAUUGCCCCCUUCAGAAGAGGUGGACUCAGUGAGGUUUGAAUCAGCGAGUGAACUGGCCACUGUGUAUGAAAAAGAUUUCCGCUUUGAAGAAGCAAAACCAGUCCUGCAGAAAGCAAUAGAAGUUUCUCAACAAUCAGCAUACUGGCAUUGCAGGCUCAUCUUCCAACUAGCACAAAUCUAUGCAAUCCAAAGAGAUCACACCUCAGCAUGUCAUUACCUUCAGGUGGGGGCGGAUUUUGCUGGAUCGGCUCAUUCCGAGUACACAAGGCUACUCUUCAUCCUGAGCAAGGGAAUGUUGCUGCUAAUAGCGAAGAAAACCACUGAAGUCCAUGAAACACUGAGUGCGGCCGGCCAGUUGAUAGAGACCUAUAAUGGCACACCCCUACAGAAGGAUUCCCUCAAAGUCUUUUUCUUUGUUCUACAAGUCUGCCAUUACCUUAUGGCUGGUCAGGUUAAAACAGUAAAGCCAGUCCUUAAGAAUCUACAGCAGAUCAUUCAGACUAUCACACAGCUUCAUACUGAUGAAGAACCUGUCCCAGCAAAUGAACUGGAUUUGUUUCAGUGGCUGCCCAUUGAGCAUAUGUGCAUUUUAGUGUAUCUGGUUACCGUGAUGCACUCAAUGCAGGCAGGACACAUGGACAAAGCUCAGAAAUACACAGACAAAGCCCUCAUGCAGAUAGAGAAGUUAAAAAUGCUGGACUCCCACCCUCUCCUGUCAGCCUUCCAACUCAUGUUGCUGGAACACAUCAUCAUGUGUCGACUGAUCAUGGGCAACAAAACACUGGCCAUUCAGGAGAUUUUCCAAGCUUGUUCAGUUUGCCAACAGCAACCACGACUUUUCACUACUCAUGGGGCACAAAUUCAUACACUAUUAGGGCUAUAUGCAAUGUCAAUGAAUUGUAUGGAGGCAGCAGAACUGCAAUUUAUUACAGCGAUUAAGAGUUCACAGGGCACAGAACUGGAAAUGUUUGUGAACCUGAACUUGGCCAUCGUGUAUCUCCGGACAAACCGUUUCCCAGAGUUCAUGACUAUUAUGGAUAAAGUGGAUCCAGAGAAAUGUCAAUCAUGCCCUCAAAGUUUACAAGCGUCUGCAUUUUAUGUCAGAGGUUUACAGACAUUUUUCCAGGCUCGAUACAAUGAAGCUAAGAGAUACCUUAGGGAAACAUUAAAGAUGGCUAACUCAGAGGACCUAAACAGAUUGACAUCUUGUUCUCUAGUGCUCCUUGGACAUAUCUUUUUAUCCCUGGGAAACAAUGCAGAGGCAUUGAAUAUGGUCACGCCUGCUAUGCAGUUGGCAGGAAAAAUAUCAGAUGUCCAUGUUCAAUUGUGGGCAUCUUCUCUCCUUAAAGAUCUGUAUGGCCUGUGUGGUGACACAGCCAAUGAGCAGGAAGGCUACAGGAUGCACAACACGUUCACACAGUCCCUGCUGAAAGAUCUCCUGCAGUCCUCACAGCUUCCAGAACACGGACUCAUUCAUUGGACUGAGGGACCUUGUCCGUUUCACUUGAACACCACACCACCUGCGAACAAUGUGAUGUGAACAUCUAAACACGAAUUCUUAACUAUGAACAACUGCAUCAUCCAAAACCAAGGACUUGUCUAGCUUAUACUUAAACUCGUUUGACCAACUUAAUCACUUUCCUGGUUGUCUUGAAUAAUUUAUUCCUUAUGCUGAUUGGCUUCUUCACACUUUCUUGGAGGAAACCUCACCAAAAAUUAGCCUGUUUUUAUGAAAUUAGUCUGAAUGAAAUCAAAAACAAUUCAGUUACUGAUAAUGUGGCCCAUGGUCAGCAAAUGUAUGCUAUGAAGAGCAAUGGAACAACCAACGAUAGUUUUUGUUGCAUCAUUCUCAUGAAUUAUUAGUUUUCUUUGAUUUCCAAAACAUUUCUGUUUUAAGCAAUUAAAUGAUAUAGAGUUUAUGGUAUGUGAAAAUUGCAGUUGUUUUAUGAAUCCUCGUGUAAUUUUAUCGUUAUACUCUUUGGAAUGAUAAAUCAAGCUUCAAUUGCUAACACUUUAUAAACUGUUAUUUAGAAAGUGUUGUGUAUCUAAUUUAUCAGUAUAUCAUGUACGUAUGUUGUAAUGUUAUGUGUUAUAGUUGUAUUUUAUGUAAGAACAAACCAUUUCCAUUUUAUAAAGCUCAUUCAGUUAUAAUUGUUCUUUGAAUAUUCAUGAUAUCUUGAUUGUAUACAGAACGUUUCAAGUGUUCAGAAGCAAAAUGGCACUCGUCUGGUAUUUUGAUAAAUUACAAGAACAACU
Molecule: messenger RNA, 2544 nt
Organism: Magallana angulata
Lineage: Eukaryota; Metazoa; Mollusca; Bivalvia; Ostreida; Ostreidae
Product: MAU2 chromatid cohesion factor homolog
Exons: 18
Coding region: 32-1828 (598 amino acids)
Biological process (GO): mitotic sister chromatid cohesion; maintenance of mitotic sister chromatid cohesion
Cellular component (GO): chromatin; SMC loading complex
Molecular function (GO): protein binding; double-stranded DNA binding
Source: RefSeq, a predicted model, not a curated record